Messenger RNA from Laccaria bicolor S238N-H82, 947 nucleotides. RefSeq lists its product as uncharacterized. Bases 99 to 947 code for a protein of 282 amino acids. NCBI's taxonomy places the organism in Eukaryota, Fungi, Basidiomycota, Agaricomycetes, Agaricales, Hydnangiaceae. The transcript is spliced from 3 exons. The record is from RefSeq and is a predicted model, not a curated record.
AUGCUGAGAAAUCAUCGCUUUCUAGCGAACAUUAAGUAGUAUAAAUUGUCAAUCCAGCAGUAAAGCGGUCGUAUCAAUCCUUUAUUCGAAAGCAUUUAAUGACGAUCCUAAUCACAGGCGGAACAGGGAAGACGGGGCUCAAGCUCGCUCAUUUACUGAACAAAGCUGGCCACCCCAUUCUCCUCACUUCCCGCAAAGGCGAGGUAUCCCACCCAUUCAAAGGCGUCAAAUUUGACUGGCUUGACCCAUCAACCUUCGACAAUCCAUUCGACGUCGACCCAGCAAUCGAUCGCGUUUAUAUUGUGGGGCCAGUAGGGAUUCUGGAUAUGCUUCCACAUGUGAAGCCUUUCAUUGAUCUCGCGGUGACCAAAGGUGUUAAGCGAUUCGUCGUGUUGGGUGCAAGCCCGAUCCCGAAAGGAGGCCCUGUUGCUGGAAAAAUCCACGAGUAUCUAGAGGAAAUUUGUGUAGAUUACGCAGUUUUGCGUCCGACUUGGUUUAUGGAGAACUUUUCCAUUAGCCCCGUGGCGACCAAUAGUAUUCGGUUACACAACGAAAUUGGGUCAGUUGCAAAAGACGGACGUCUCGCGUUUGUUUCGGUGGACGACAUUGCCAAGGCUGCGUCGGAUGCUUUACUCGAUGAGAAGAGCUGGAAUAGCGACCGAUAUAUCUUAGGGCCCGAGCUACUUUCGUACGGUGAGGUCGCAGCCUUGCUCAGCAAAGUCCUUGGAAGGAAGAUUACGCACAAGAGGCUGACCCAAGAUGAAUCGUUAUCUAUCUGGACAUCUGUCGGCGGCCUGUCCAUCGGACUUGCGAAAGGCCUGAUAAAGAUGGAGGCGGAGAUUGCAGAUGGGGCGGAGGUGGCUGUAUUUGAGAAUGACAACAAGAUCCUUGGCAAGACACACCUGAGGGAGUUUUUCGAAUCCAAUCGGGAGUUGUGGGUAAUUUGA